CCAAGGAUGCGGGUCCUGAGGCCCCCCACCCUCCUCCUGCUGCUCUCCGGGGCGCUGGUCCUGACCCCCAGCUGGGCCGGACUCCACUCCCUCAGGUAUUUCAGCACCGUCCUGUCUGGACCGGGCGUCGGAAAGUCCCGGUACAUCGCCGUCGGCUACGUGGACGACAUAGAGUUCGUGCGGUUCGACAACGACGCGGCGAGUCCGAGGCUGGAGCCGCGGAUCCCGUGGAUGCAGCAGCCGUGGGUGGAGCAGGUGUACCCCGAUUAUUGGGACCAGCAAACGGAGAUCAUCAAGGACUGGGCACAAACUCACGGAGGGAACCUGAACAACCUGCGUGACUACUACAACCAGAGCGGGAACGGGUCUCACACCUAUCAGGAAAUGACAGGGUGCGUCGUGGGGUCGGACGGGCGCCUCCUCCGCGGGUACAGUCAAUACGCCUACGACGGUGCCGACUACCUCGCCCUGAACGAGGACCUGACCUCCUGGACUGCGGCCGACAUGGCGGCUCAGAUGACCUGGCGCAAGUUGGUCUAUGCCCCUGAUCCUGAUUAUUGGAAGGUCGCCCUGGAGAGCUGGUGCGUGCACUACCUCCACGUUUACCUGGAAAAUGGGAAGAAGAUGCUUCCACGAGCAGGUACCAGGGUGAGGCCUCCGGAGCAGGGCAUCUGUAGGUUGGGGCUGGCUUCCCAUGAAGAGGAUGGAAAUGGGAUCCCUGUCGGAAUGGGCUCUCCUGGUCGGACAGGAGUCCUGCAGCUUAUUCAGUGACUCGCGCUCCAGCCCACCUUUCACUAACGGUCAACCCAGGGAUCCAGCCCCUCCGGGAAAUGACCAUUAUGCUCCCCGGGAUCUUGGACUGCAAACGGUUUGGGCGCCUGACUUCAGGUCUUCCCAGUCAUUCAGCCUCCAACUAAGUGAGGACAUUAGUCUGUGUCCCCCCUAGAGACCUGGAGA
Molecule: messenger RNA, 957 nt
Organism: Myotis lucifugus (little brown bat)
Lineage: Eukaryota; Metazoa; Chordata; Mammalia; Chiroptera; Vespertilionidae
Product: HLA class I histocompatibility antigen, B-15 alpha chain-like
Exons: 3
Coding region: 7-771 (254 amino acids)
Biological process (GO): immune response; antigen processing and presentation of endogenous peptide antigen via MHC class I via ER pathway, TAP-independent; antigen processing and presentation of endogenous peptide antigen via MHC class Ib
Cellular component (GO): external side of plasma membrane
Molecular function (GO): signaling receptor binding; peptide antigen binding
Source: RefSeq, a predicted model, not a curated record